AUGGACGCCAAGAAAACUAUACCAGCUACUCAGCAACCGCUGACUCACCAACACAUAAUGGCCCACCAUGUUCAUCCUGAUCAAAUAUACACCCAGCAGCAAAUGUCAAAUCACGUAACAUCCAACCCACCUAUACAAAAUCAGCCAAAUGGCGUUAUACAUCAACACCAGCAGCAGCAGCAACUCAUACAGAAUCAAUAUCAUGCAACAAUGACCGCGAGAUCACCCCUUCUAGAAAACAGACAUGAAAUAUAUGGAACCAGUCAUAAUCACGAAUACGCAAGACAUUAUGGCGCAAAUGACAACUACAACUAUCAGCAACAGCAAUCUCCAACCACUGAAAGAACAGAACAAAUUAUUCACACAGAUCAUAAUGUUAAUCACGAUAUUGUACAUAACAUCCCGAAGGGGUACAACGCCGAAGUUUAUCAAGACUAUUUGAAACGUAACCCACCGAAAGACAGUAACCAAAUAUAUCAAAAUCAUCAACCUAUGUAUAGACCUAAUAUGAAUCAAUAUGGUUCAAAACCUUAUUUGCCAUAUUCGAAUAGAAUAGGACCUCAAAGUAAUACAGAGCUUUUGAGGAGACAGUACAAUGAAAUCCAACAGCUGAAAAUGCAACAGCAACUCCACUAUCAGAAUCAGGCACAAAUGCAUCAACAACAAAAAUUCGCUGAGAGACAACUCCUAUUGCAACAAAUACACGGAGUGCAGCCUCCACCUAACUUACAAAACAGCAUUUACUCUGACAGUUCCUAUAGGGAUUUGGAUAGGUACGGUAGUAGAAAUGAUUUCAAAGAGUAUACAGGAGAUAUUCAGAAAGAUGUAGAUAAGUAUGCUAAAAAUAAUGAAUAUAGAGAGAUAGAGAGGCAAAAUAAACAGUUCCAAGAAGCGCAAUGGCAACAUAAUCAAGAAGGAUUUAAGGAGAUUGAACGGUAUAGAAGUCCACCAGAGGAGGAGAAGACAAAGCACAGAUCUCCACCAACCGAUUUUAAUAACCAACUAAAAAGGAACACGGGUACGAUGUCUCCGAUGAAGUCCAGUGAAUCCAGUUCGCCUAGCGUAAAGUCCCCAUCAACUGAAAGUCGCAGGAGUAGCAGUGGCCAAGCUUUACGGUCACCAACAGCGCAAAGAAUUCCAUCUGCCCCGGUUACUAUAUCCGGAAUGCUUUAUAAACAGGGAUCCGAUGGCCUCAAAGUGUGGCGGAAGAGGUGGUUCGUGCUAUCUGAAUACUGUUUAUUCUACUAUAAAAGUCAAGACGAAGAAAAACUGUUGGGGUCCGUUCUUUUACCAUCAUAUAAGGUAUCCGCUUGUACUAGUGAAGAUAAGGUAAUGAGGAAGUACGCAUUUAAAUUAGAACACGCAAAUAUGCGGACGUACGUAUUAGCAGCGAUGGAUCAAGAAUCUAUGAUGAAAUGGGUGAAGGGGCUAACUAUGGCUGCACUUAUGCAAAACUACAGCGAACACCAACGGAAACAAAUUGAGCGAACUGCAAAACCAGAGGAUGACGAUAUUCCUGGACCCACAUACGCAAAUGCACCUCCCAAGCCACGACGCUCAAAUGAUGGAUACAAUUCACCAGGCUCAGACAUAUACGACCCAAAUUACGAUCUUUUGAUCAAACCAGAGUCUCAAUAUAAUCAAAGCACUUCGAAGCAAUAUCAAGAUCAAUAUGGAAGUAAAGCGAAUCAAGAAGCUUACGCCAGAACUCCACAGUCGCCUCCCCAACAACCUCUCUAUCAAACAAAAAGAUCUAAUGAAUUACACAAUGUUUCUGGAUCGAACCACGAAAGACCUCAAGAACUGUAUAAAUACCCACAAUCGCCCCCUUUUGAAACAAGGCGUCUUCCCGAUGAAAACAUGUACCAAACACAAAAUAAUCCCUUCUUACAAAAUUAUUCAAGCCAGGAAACUCGUGUUCCGCCUCUUGAAACACAAAACACUGAUCAAAAAUCCGUUAAAAGUUAUGGAGACAAUUAUCCAGAGUCGAAAACUCGUAAUGAUCCUAAUGCACAUGCUAGAGAUGUGUAUGGUGAAUUAAAGGAUCUAAAGCCGGUUCCAACGAACAGUGUAAAUGAUCGAAUUAUGGAGAGGCGAACGCCCGACGCAUACGGGCGCUCCACUACGAUGUCGAGUUAUAAAAACAAACUUGGUGAUUAUGAAGAUGUAUACUCCCCAUAUUCAAGUGAAAAUCCUGCGAAGUCACCUAAUUUAUCACUACAUCGAGAUAAUAUUAGUUUGUCAAGUCAAAAACAGCAACAAAAGCCCAAUCAGAGUCAAGAGAAAGUGUUUAGCGGGCCAUCAGUUCUUCGAAGAAAGAAAAUGCAAGCAAGUGGCAUACAACCUCCCAUGCCCAGACCACAUAGCGCAGACUUUCUAGAGUACGAAGCUAGAAACGAAUCAUUGAAUAAGACAAUGCCAACAAGAAACAAUUUAGAUCUUCAUAAAAAUCCACAGCGGCCUAAGUCUAGUCUUGACAUAAACUCAUAUUACGACCCCAGUUCAGAAACAUAUUACUCUGAAGAGAGCUAUGCAGAAAAAAUGAGACAGUCAGCUCAAUAUUUGCAGCAACAAGGUCUUGCGCCUCGUAAUAUACAGAUACCUCUCGCAAAAUAUGCAAGUGGUUUAGCUGAAAAACAAUUGCAGUCCCCCUAUGCUCAUACACAAAACAACAAUUAUGAAACGGAAUUUGGCGCAAAACAACGCGAUAAUAUCAGCUACACCUCAAAAUACAGUGAUCUAGAAGGGUUAAACUCUAAUUGGAUGCUAAAAGAGAAAGAUUUAGAACAACAAAAGGAUUACUUGAACCGAAGUGGGAGUGUAAUGAGUGAUGGAUCAAAUGGAAGUUACCUGAAAGAAGCAAGUAAACUGGAGCCUAAUUCUGAUGGUUUUAUAAGAUCUGCGAGUGCACGAUUACCUACUACAGAACGUGAUGGUGAAAAGAAAGUUCAGCAGCGCGAGGAAUCAAUGAAACGCUUAUUGGAAUGGAAACAAAGAAUGUUGCAGUCUCCUUUGACUAGAAAAAGUACUCCUGCAACUAUUUCCUUAGCAAGAUCUCUAAAUCAGAGUCGACAAUCAUUAAGAUCAGAUCAGUACAAACCUAAAACAUACUCAAAUAAUUCAUAUAACAGCUACUCAUCUGACGAUGAAGAGGAAACACCUGGGACUGAUCUGCAAAACUCAAGUGCUAUGCAGGCAGGAAGGUCUUACAUACAGGGAAUAGAGAGUCCCUCAAUAACAAAACCAAAAUCCCCUCACGAGCCUUGUUCUGUCCUAUUGCCCGAUCAAAAAUUCGAAAUAACAAGUGUUAGUAAAAACAAUAGCAGUCUCCAAAAUGCAUACGAAAAUAUUAAUGUAGAAGAAUCCAUGGCCGAGAAUGUUAAAAGUAACGCACAGGAAGAACACAUAUACGAAGAUCAUAUUCCUCAGCUUAUUGAUAUGCCUGAAGAGACUGAGCAGACAUCAGCAGUUAUUUGUGAUGGAUAUGAAACGCAUGAAAGUGAAUCGGAAUCAGAAGCUCAGCUCGAAUAUACAGAUAAUGAUUUAGAUGAAGUACUUCUUGAAUCGGAUACUGAAACGUCUAAGCAAGAUAAUAACGAACUUGCAAGUAAUCAAUCAGAAACCCCGCCAAUUCUACCACUAAGUGAAGAUCAUUACUUACCGAUGAGCCCUAGAAAAUUAUUGUCAAUAGAACCAGCACAUAGAAUGAUUUUAGAAAAUUUAAGCGUUUUCGAUCAAUCUAUGCCAAUAACUUAUGAAGAUAAUCCAUAUGUAGAAAUGAAUUUGGGAGGGGAGGAGGAUGACAUGCAGACAUACGAAAUUGUUUGUGUAAACAAUGGUAAGAUGGUUGAACCAGUGUACAUGGAAUUGAAUAAUCUUACGGCAGCUGAUCAAGAAAUAGAAAAUACGAAUUUAAAAGAUUGCCACUCAGAUACAGCCUCUAAUUUUGCAGACACCAAAGAUCCAACAUUGAGGAGAGUGUCAAAAACCGAGAAAAAUAAAGAAAAGGCGGAAGGUUCUGACGCUGAUGAUGAAUGCUCUAAAGACCUAUCGAUAGAUGCCCCUUUUAGUAGAUUAAGUAUUUCAGAUACAUUCCGUCCUGCUUCAUAUUAUCUCAGUUGUAGUUCUAUGAUUUUGGAUAGGCAGGAUAGUUCUGAUAGUGAUAUCUUACCACCUCCACCCAUUCCAAGUUCAUCUCCACCAUGCGAAGAAUUAAAUGAUGAAGCCUUGUCCAGAUAUAUUUUAGACAAAUUAGAUAAAUCCGAUAUCUCUCAAGAUAAUUCUAUUUUAAAAAUGUUAACAAACGAAAAUCAAAAUAUGAAUAAAAUGAAAAGAAAAGCGACCUCGUUAAUGAUAUACGGUAGCCGAACUUCAAUUCACGAUACUCUUACCAGGGGUGAAAAAAUUCGACAUAAUAGAGCAAGCUUAACAAAUGAUAGGAGUAAAUUAUUGGAAGAAAAAGAAACGAUCAACCUAUUAAAUAGAUCUUUAUUCGAUUUGAAAAACAAUUCUUCAGAUUGUAUUGACUCUGAUUCGUUCAGAAGUUGUAUUGUUGACAGAGAUUCAUCGAGAUUGUCCUUAGAUUCAGAUGUAAGUAGUAAAUUUGAAAUUACUCCAUCAAAUAUAUCUUCAGAACUUACAAGCUUAGCUGAUGGUGACUCGAUAUAUGAUUUACGUAAUUCAAGUGACUGCGCUGAUGCUAAUUUGUUACGGAAGAACCAAUUUGUUUCAGAAACUUAUUUGUUAAGUCAAAUUGAACGCAGCGAUUUGAUACAACUUAACAGAACGUCAAACGAAAGAGAUACGUCUUGUAAUCCAGAAGAAACUAAAAUGAAUAAAACACAAACUUCAACCAAUAGUGAAAAUUUGAAUAUUGUUUGUUCCCACACACGUUCAUCUAGCACCCCUGUUAGUUGUAAAAGCAAUAUUAUUCGUGAUAGAUCAAACAGUCAUGCUUUGGAAUCGAAGCGUAUAGACACACAAUACAAAAACAUUGCGGAUCAUACUUCGGGAUACAUUGGUUCACAGAGUUCUUGUAGCUCACUCGGUGUUUCUCAUUCUCCUAUAUCAUUUUACACUAAGUAUUCAAAAGGAGAAACGUUACUGAGAAAAAAUUUGAAUAAAACUACAGAUAAAGUAAAGGAAAUCAAGAAGAUCAAUAUUAAAGAAAAGUAUAACGCUUCAUCGACAACCACUGGUUUUCAUAGUAGAGAAAGUUCUGCCGAGCACAGUGCCCCCUACUACUAUUCGGAUCUUUCAUCACAGGAGCAUAUUGAUAUUUUACCAACUUCUCAUUAUAUGAAAAAUACUAACAUACACAGAAAAUUAAAUAAUCAACGACGGAAAGGCCUCUUGCAUAAACGGAAUGACAUAACACAUAUACAUAACCCGAUCCACAGUAACAAUGUUUUUGUAUCCGAUAAUUCUUUUGAAUUGGCAGCAGCUAGAAGUGUAUCCGUUGAAUUUCUAAGUGCAACAGAAAAAGAUCCAGAAAUAGAUAUUAAAAAUUUAUAUGAAUCGUCGAGUAGUAAACGCUCAAAAAUACCAGAAUCGAUUGGUUUAUUGGGUAGUCUAGGCUGUAAAAGAAAUACAAGUAAUUCAAAGUUUUCAUCAGAAGAAAAGACGGUAUCCGACCAUUCAGAAUUACAACAACGAAAUUUGUUAAAAGCUAGGGUUUCUACUGGAAGUAUGUCCUCACACUGCAGUGAAAACUCUUCAAAUACUGUAUAUUAUGACGCUGAAACUGAAGCAACUACAUAUGAGAAUAUUUUUGUUGGAGAAAAACAUUGGGAUGAAGAUCAGCUAUGGAGAGAUAAUUUAAGAAGAGUCUCUCAUAGACAUGCUCGUUCAAUGGAUGAUUUAGAUGCUUUGCCUGAAUCUAUAAGUUCUAAUAAUACACCCGAUUUUAAUAGCAUUAAGCGCGUUAAGAAAGUUGUGUCAAACAAUAAGGUAAGUAGAAACGUUACUUACGUAAAUUGCGAUAUACAAGCACAGAUUUUAAGAAAGGAUAAAAAAGUGGGCCAUGCUAUUCCUGAUGAGAAUGAUGUUUAUGUUAGUCUUGCAAAUGAUGUUAACAUAGCCUCAGAUAACACAAUUGUUGAUGAAGGCGUCUAUGAACAAUUGUCAAUCGAUACAACUGAAAUAUCGUCAAAUGACAUAUGUAACAGUAAAGAGAAACAGUCGAAAAUCAAUCGAAAACAGUUUGAAAUAGAUAGAGAAACAUUAAGGCAGUGGGAUUUGAUGUCGAGUGGAUUAAUGAAAGAUGGUUCAAGGCUAGUGCGGGGUGCGGUUAUGGGUGUUAACGUAAACGAAGCUGCAUGCACGGACAACAGAACUGAAAAUGCAAGCAAGGGAACAUCCUUAACAAUAUCAGGCACUAACAUAGAAUCUAACGCAAACAAUAACCAAAUUCAACAAACAUUAUCAAAUAAAUCAUUUGUCGGAAGUAAUACAUCUAUUGGACGUAGUAAUAGAGAUGGGAAUAUACCAGUAAGAGCAGUCAGCCCAAGAGUAAGAUGGGUUGAAGAUAAAGCAAAUGAGCAUUACACGUCACAACAGAUUAGUGCGUCGCAGCAUAAUCUUAAUAUAUUACCGGGCACAGAAGAAUCUUGGGCCACAAUUAGGUCCCCUUCUCGGAUGUCCCAACAGCCCGUAAGCGCUGUCAGUCCUAGAGUUAGGAGGAACACUGAAACUGACGAAAUGAAAAAGGUGUCUCGAGAAUUGGUAGAUAUACCGACAGCUGGUGAACUCCUGGGACGGAGUCAUGAAGAAUUAGUUCUCCUUCUUAUACAAUUACGUCGACGGCAUGCUGCAAUACAUCGAUCCAUAGAGCAAUGCUGCCACCAAAUUAAUAGUAUAGAGGAAUGUCUUAGUUCUUUAAAAGCUUUAGAACGGGAGGAGAGUCUACGAAGGCUCGAACAAUUGAAGAUGCAAUUAAUGGAGCUAGAACAACAGUAUGCAAAAAGCAAACCCCUUGUUCAAUUAGUGGAUAAUAUGGUCAAACUUGGGUCAUUGUACAAUAAACCUGGAUCAACAAUUGAACGCCUUGAGAGAAAUCAGAGGCUAAGACAUAAGGUUCUUGCAGAGCAUGCAGUUGAGCAACAACGGUGGUUGGAAAGUGCUGCAGCUGGAAAACCCUUGGAAACAGAAGCAGCAAGAGCAAGAGUGGCUGAACUUUGGGCUUUGGAACAGGAGUUAGCUGAUGAGGCGUCCAUAUUGCAAGGACUAAAAACUGAUAAAGAUGCCAUAGAAUCAUUGCUUUCAGGUGUUCGUAGUAAGCUGGACACAGUGAAUUUAGAAGAUCCACUUCAUGGGGGUGGUCUUGAGGUGGAAUUGGCCAGAGUUCACGCGAUGCUGGCGCACAAUUCUAAGAAACUGGAGCAGACGGUAGCUGAAAACGCCCGAUUAGAGCGCGAAUUACAACAGUUGCGUAGGGCGUUACGGGCAAGGAGGGCUGCUCCACAGCCCACACAUUCACAUCCCACACAGCCUGCACAGCCCACUCAUCCUACCGCCAUGUUAGAAGAUGAAGUUACAAGAGUCCAGCAGUUGGUCACAGCUCUGCAAAGACAGCGUCAAGAGUUAAGUCGCGCCGUGAGGCACUUGACCCAGCAGUCCCAGGUCUUACAGACGACACAAGAUUCUAUGCCAGGACAACAUCGGCCAUUAUCAUACUGGCAAGAAACGAAUCUAGAUACUGGUCAUACAAUUGACCAUGGCCAGGAUUAUGAGUACGAUAGCCAUCCAAUCCACUACGGACAGACGGAACCAUUAUAUGUUGAUACUAGACCUGGCGAUAUCACCUCUCCCAUGACCAGUGAGGACAUGCAGCAUUCGGCAUUUGGUCAUCUAUCCAACGUCGAAAAGCAAGAAAUCAAAACAGUCCGUAUAGUGAAACGCGAGAGUGAGAGACGUCAAAGAGACAGAGAGCGCUCCCUCCAGCCAAUGUCCGAUUGGUCCAACAACAUCACGACCAACAUCGACCAGUUCCUCGAGGAAGAGUUGGUCCAACCCAUCAACAACUAUCGGGCGUCCUCCGUCCCAAGAACGGAUUACUCCAAAUUCGAGGAAUACUAUGCGAAACAAAAUAAAGAGACACCGUAUUUAAAAUUCGAGAGGAACAUGGAACUCAGCCCAAAAUACCCAUCCAGCCCGUCUCUGUCUAACUACGACUACUCCCGAGAUUACAAAUAUAGUUACGACAGACUAACUCUAUCUAACCAGUACCUGAACAGCCCGACGGAAAGUUCCAGAACUUUAACCAAUGACAUUUCGAAGACCAGCAGUGUCAUGAGCCUGACGAGAUCGAACAUGGAGUUGUCGCCGAUAUUCAAAAGUGAGGCUGCGAAGGAGAUAAUCACAGAAAUGUCGGACACACAUAAGAAUGGAUCUUUGCAUAGGAGACAGGUUCCAAAAGAAAAGAGGAGACAUUAUACUGCGCCGCAUCAUUUGAGUGCGAAGACAUUGAAUGAAUUACCGAAGAAUGGCUAUAAACAAGAUGCAAUGGCACGUUCCGUGGACGACGCAGACAUGGAGCGUGCAUUACGCGGCGCCGCGCCUGACGUUGUAAGGUCUGCUCUCCCCGCUACCAAGAUACGCGACUCCAUCGACCAGUUGCUGGCUGCGCCUCAGAAAAUCGUGAUUCCCGAGCGAUACAUUCCUGAGAAGCCCCCAGAACUAUCCCCAGAAGAACAACAGAAGAGACAAGAGAAAGUAGAGUCGAUAAAAAAGAUGCUGUCCAGCUCUUCGGGUGACCAAACCAGCACCAAGAGCCCGGAUGGAGAAAAACGACAGCGGGAGCACUUACUACAAAUGAACCAGAUACUCGCCAAGCAAGUCACGGAGAUGAGCAAAAUUAUAGCUGUGAAAGCCUUGGAAGAACUGCCUCUAACAAACAACGCUGAUGAUUCGGAUCGCUCACCAGAUGUGGAAUUGCCAAUAUAUCAGCAGAGGGACAAUUUCUUCACCUAA
Pieris macdunnoughi is the source of this 8970-nucleotide messenger RNA. The record is from the annotation of a GenBank genome assembly. NCBI's taxonomy places the organism in Eukaryota, Metazoa, Arthropoda, Insecta, Lepidoptera, Pieridae.